AUGGAUAACGUUGUAAGUGAAAAUUCGCAAAUUGAAAUGACUUCUAAUAAUAAGAAAGAAAUGGAAGGAACAGCAUUGGCCGUCUUAAUGAAAAAUAGCGCUCAGGUAUUCGGAAGCGCUGAAAACGUUUUGAAAAAACGAUUAUUUGCCGAUGUCACCAACUGCCAAAAUAGCAAAUGUCAAAGGCGAAAUGUUCAAAAGAAUGACCGACUGCAAACUUCCAUCACGGAUUAUGCUGUCGUCAAGCAUAAGCAAUCAAAUUUUGAAAAUUUCAAGAAUGAAGAAGCUGCGAAAAGCUUGAAACAAAGUGAAUGUAUUGCUAAGAUAUCCCUUUACUCUCCUCGGUCAACUUCUGAAAUGGACACAGAAGAUCAAAUGAUGGACGAUUCACUGUGUUCCAUUCAAAAUGACAGUGAUAUCGAAAUGCAUGAAUUACAAAGUCGCUUUAGUCAGACACUCGGGAAGCGUUUCAGUGUGGCGCAACAGGAUACUCGCAAAAAUAUGCAAGAACCAUUGAUUAAACGGCGGAAAGAAGAUGAAAAGGAACAAUUAGAAACAGAAGCUGAAAGUAGCAGCAAAGAGCAAAAUAAGGAAAAUGAAAUGGAAAAGGCAAACGAGAAUGUGGAUUGUUUUUUUAAAUCUAAAUAUUCAUUAGUAACUGUACAAAAACCAUGCAUCCUCACAGCUGGCUUUGCAUGCAUUGAAAAAGUCGUCCUGAAAGAGUUGCUAGGAUCAAUGAAAUCUCAGGAAUUCAUCGAGAAAUACGCUCUUAUCGAUUGCCGAUAUCCAUAUGAAUAUGAAGGUGGACAUAUUAAGGGAGCGUUAAAUAUUUAUGAUCCUGUAGCACUGGAAAAUACUUUUUUUCCUGAUUGUUCAACUAAAUUUAAAAUAAUGGCUAAAAAAAUUCCAAUAUUUUACUGCGAAUAUUCAAGUGCUCGAGGGCCAAUGCUUGCAUCACAUUUACGGAAAAGUGAUCGUGUCCGGAAUUAUUCCAAAUAUCCAUUUCUGUAUUACAAUGAAAUCUACGUUUUACAAGGAGGCUAUAAUGCUUUCUAUAAUACUGACGAUAAUUGUUUCAAGGAUUUAUGUGAGCCAAUAGGUUAUGUGUCUAUGCGAGAUAAGAAGCACUCGGAUGUACUCAAAACAUAUCAUAUGCAUAAUAUGCGGAAUGGAGUUGGUUUCGAAACCGGAAUGUUUCAAACAGCAGUAAUUAGAAAAAAUACCGAUUUUCGUCGAACAUAUUCAGUUCCACAGAUGCCAGAAUCACCAACUGCUUCAGAAUUUUCUUCUGAACGAUCUCCCGAAAAGAUUCGUCCUGAAAUUGCUACAGUACCAAUGCUUGCUAAUCCACGUACACCAACCGGACGCAAAAAUACUCGUUGA
This is a messenger RNA of Brugia pahangi, 1383 nucleotides long. The record is from the annotation of a GenBank genome assembly. Lineage: Eukaryota; Metazoa; Nematoda; Chromadorea; Rhabditida; Onchocercidae.